GUAAGCGAAACCUUAUUUGUAUUAAGUUUACCGGCGCAGCCGUCUCGCAUUUGCCAUCAACCUAGCACCGGAGCUCAAGACGACAGAAACUUCUCGACGUUGUUUCUCGUUCUAAGAACUGAACUAAGGAGAUUCAACCUUUUAUUGCUGCACACGGAUCAUCUGCAAAGUCUUCUCGGUUUCUGUUAACAAUUGAUUGAAGGACGGGACAUAUUCCAUUGCUCUUAUCAACAAACACCGGAAGAAAUCGGUAGAGAGUUCGUUUUGGUGACAUUCGAUCUUUUUGUUCUUGAACAGCUACACACGUGGAACCAAGGAAGUUGCUAGUCCCGAGAAAUAAGUCUCCAAUUGCUAUUUAGCGCAUUUCGUUUGGUUUGUGAUUUCCCCCUUCCCGGCGGCAGUAAUACGAUUCUCAUUUUGCAUUGAAACUUGAUUGACUCAAUUUCGAAGCUUUAUUUCUAAUUUUAUCCUUCUCGCAUUAUUUUUCUGGUUUACGAUAACUGUGUUACGCCUUUUUCUACACACAUCCAACAUGAUUUCGUUUCACUUGACCGUUUCCUCUGUUUUUGUUUUUCUUCUUGUAAUUGUUUCAGUACUCGUCUGGAGACGUUUCCGAAUGCAUCGUCCACAAUACACACCGCUGCAAACUGGCUUUGCCGCUGAUAUCGAGCAUGGAAUGACAUCCAGUACGUUUGACUUGCACAGAAACCUUGUUGAGGGCGAUCCCCGUGAAGGUCUUGACGAUGCAGCCGUCACAAAGAUCCGCGGAAUUAUGAAGCAGAAGCAGGUUUCGUUUGACCAAGCCCGGGUCGAGUAUAUUAAGGAGAUUAUGCGCGGUAAUAACAUUGAUGCAUCUGGUAUGCCUCUCGACGCCAAAGCUGUGACUCGGCUUUAGAAUUUGUGAUCAUGUCUGCAAUUGAGCUAUGAUGAGCCCUUUUUUUUACCCCGGUUCUUUAAACGUGUCAAGUUGUCCACAUCGACUUGGAGAGCCCUUAUUCCUCCGCUGCCCCUUUCUCCCCCUACUCUCCUGUGAUGCUACUACUACUACCACCCUUUCUUUCAGCGAGAUCUUGUCAAACACCUUUGCUGCGCUCGAUCCACUUCCUUUUUUUUAUUCAACACAACCCAUUCUCGCUGUAAACCUUUUCUUCUUCUCGGCUUUCAAAAAGUGGUGAAGUCGCAUAGAGUGUAAAUAAGCUAG
Schizosaccharomyces japonicus yFS275 is the source of this 1201-nucleotide messenger RNA. Its product is annotated as fungal protein. NCBI's taxonomy places the organism in Eukaryota, Fungi, Ascomycota, Schizosaccharomycetes, Schizosaccharomycetales, Schizosaccharomycetaceae. The record is from RefSeq and is a predicted model, not a curated record. The transcript has 3 exons. The coding region runs from base 533 to 895 and encodes 120 amino acids.